UUGGAUUGUCAAUUCGAAAAAACCAGGCAAUUCAAUUUGGUCCGAUUCGACUCGACCAAAAACUGUGGCCUAACGCCUUUUUGAAUACUCCUAGUUUGUAUUUCUCAAAUCAUUUCCAUUACUCCCCAACUCGAGUUACCCCCGGAAAACACCACUUCCAAUUCUUUUGUUCACCCUCGAACUUUCGUAGAAGUCGUCUCCGUUCAUCACUAGUCCCUCCUUCAUCGUCGGUGGUGGGCUUCGUCGUCUUUGGGUGCUCCGUUCGCCGACCCACUUUCUCGUACAAUCGGUUAUUUCUUUGAUUAGCCGUGGAGAUCUCCAUGGUUGUUCCAAAUGGUUGCCACAGCUCCAAGAAGAUAGCCUUUAAGCUGUGCAUGUCAGCCUUUUCAUCAAUCCUUGGCCACGCCUUCUCAAUUUCUGAUGCAGUGUAAAAAUAGGUCAGUCGAUAUCUGUGAAGAAUCAAAUGGAUGACUAUAUGAGGCAAUUCCAAGAAGGUUUAAUUGAGGUUGAAAUUGAAGCUGAAAAUCUUCUACUAGCAAGGCACCAGUUGGUUGAAAAUGAUAGAGUGAGGAAUGGCAAUAGAGAAGCGCUGACAGCUCUUAGAAAGAGGGCUCGAACAACAAAAACAAGCAUUCCUUUGCCUUUUGAGUCAAUAAUGGUUAGGGAUUCUGCAUCAAGGCCUCUCGUUAAGGAGGUGUGUGCAACUUGUGGCAACCAUGACUCGAUGGAGAAAACAUGGAUGAUGUUUCCUGGAACGGAUGUCUUAGCUAGGAUUCCAUUUCAUGCUGCUCACACCAUUUUGGAGAAAGAUCAAGCCCGACUUGACCAUGACACAAAAAAACUUCAAAGCUAUGUGAAGGAGAAGUCCUUCUCGAUUUCAGAAAAAGGAAUUCUUGCUGACAAGAUCAGUCCGGGUGUCCUGAGAUCUCUUGUGACCUUGAGAGACAAUCAAAAUAGAGAUGUUUGAGGAAUCUCCAGUUCAGGACAGUGACUAAUCAGGCAAGCAGCUUUAGAGACUGACUAAGGAAGCUUCAGUGAAAUGCAGAGAAUCUCUAGGAAACUAGCCUUCAUAUAUUGAGAAAGGAUAUGUACCUCUGAAACCAAAUGAAUUAUUGGGAAAUUAACCAGAAACAGACAAGCAACUACUGUUUAUGGACAAUGAUGGUGGAGAAAUAUAUGGGCGGUUUAAUUGCUUCUUUUCUUUGUAUUGUCCUAUGGUUCUCCCCCUCAACCAUAAGAGUGGAGAUUGUAGUUUGAAUUCAUACUCCGUGUGCACAGAUGAAACCCACCAACAUUGCUUUUCACAAUUUGGAUCAAUGCAUCUCCAUGGUGCUGUAGUAUUCACUUUUUAGUUGGAUCAAUGCAUCUCCAUGGUGCUGUAGUAUUCACUUUUUAGUUGGAUCAAUGCAUCUCCAUGGUGCUGUAGUAUUCACUUUUUAGUUGCAUUAUGCAUGAGAGAGGAGAGAUGUUGACAAGUGCAAGAAAAUAGCCUUGAUUA
This is a messenger RNA of Diospyros lotus (date-plum), 1498 nucleotides long. RefSeq lists its product as uncharacterized. Lineage: Eukaryota; Viridiplantae; Streptophyta; Magnoliopsida; Ericales; Ebenaceae. The transcript is spliced from 6 exons. The coding region runs from base 464 to 967 and encodes 167 amino acids. The record is from RefSeq and is a predicted model, not a curated record.